Pomacea canaliculata is the source of this 2349-nucleotide messenger RNA. Its product is annotated as cytochrome P450 20A1-like. Gene Ontology annotation, cellular component: membrane. Gene Ontology annotation, molecular function: monooxygenase activity; oxidoreductase activity, acting on paired donors, with incorporation or reduction of molecular oxygen; iron ion binding. NCBI's taxonomy places the organism in Eukaryota, Metazoa, Mollusca, Gastropoda, Architaenioglossa, Ampullariidae. The record is from RefSeq and is a predicted model, not a curated record.
AUGAACUUCUCGCAUGACAGCGGAGACUUCAUUGCGGGCAAAGAAGCAAAACCACUACCACCAGGUUUGAAGCCCUCAUCUAAAGAAAAUGGAAACUUAAGUGAUGUUGACAAAGCUGGAAGUCUUCAUGAAUUUUUAGUGGACCUACAUAAAAAGUUUGGGCCAAUAGCAUCCUUUUGGUGGGGCCAAGACUAUGUUGUCAGCAUUGCUUCCCCUGAACUUUUUAAGGAACACCAAUACGUUUUUGAUCGACCCCCUAAGUUAUUCGCACUGUUUGAACCAUCCAUAACAAAGUACAGCAUCCAGUAUGCAAAUGGAGAGGAUGGCAAGUCACGGCGUUUUGACUUUGAUAAGACUUUCAGUCAUGAAAAUCUUGUCAUCUAUUACGACAAAUUUCAAAAGGUUGCAGAAGAUAUUGUCAAGAAGUUGGAGCAGGCAGGGCCUGAUGAUCAUCUUCCUUUAGGACAAUACAUGUUCCUUUUCGCUGUGAAGGCAGCGCUGGUGGGGCUUUUGGGAGAUUCUUUUCAUGAUGAUGUAGAAGCUUUGGCUUUCAAAGACAGCUAUGACAUAGUACAGGCUUGGGAAGAAAUGAACAGACGUCUAGUUGAUCCUUAUUUACCAUCAGAUGAAGAUGCCAGGAGCAAAAGCUUCCUGAAAGCUUUGAACUCAAUGCAUGAGAUCAUUCAGCGUGCGGUAAAACGACGACUUGCUUAUGGUCAAGAGAGCAAGGACUUCAUUCUGCUAGAUGCUAUCAUUAACCACCAUGAUGACAAAAACAUACCAGAAGCUGAUGCCAUUACCUACACCAUUGGAGGCUUUCACACAACUGGAAAUUUACUGACCUGGACUGUCUACUUUCUUGCUGCUAAUAAGCACUUUCAAGAGCUCUUGUACCAAGAACUUGUUUCAGUCCUUGGUCUUGAUGGUGAUGUUUCGCACCACAACAUCAGCAACCUCAAAUACCUUCGCCAGAUUUUAGACGAAGGCCUUCGCUGUGGGGUGGUUGCUCCCUGGGCAGCACGUUUUGAAGAUGUGGAUCGGACACUAGGUGGAUAUUUUAUUCCAAAAGGGACACCAGUAAUUCAUGCAUUAGGUGUUGUUCUGACAGAUGAGAAAAUCUGGCCUGAGCCACACAAGUUCAAUCCUGAUCGUUCUGAAAACGAGAUUAAGAGCAGACCAAGUCUUGCCUUCAGCCCUUAUGGUUUUGCUGGCAAACGAAUCUGUCCUGGCUACAGAUUUGCCUAUGUUGAAGCAACCAUCAUGCUUGCUACCAUUAUCCGCAACUUUGAAGUCACUCUGGUCCCAGGGCAAACUGUUUUGCCAAAGCAUGGUCUUGUGACCCAUCCAAAAGAAGAAAUUUGGAUCAAUGUUAUGAAAAGAAAAUAGGUCAUCAAAGAAUAUUAUUUUUUGUUGGUGUCACAACAUGCUUGUGCAACUAUUGUAUAAGCAGAGCAGUCUUUAAGUAUUAUAUAUAGUCCAAUAUAUUUUGCUCAGUCAUAUAUGGACAUAAUUCAAUCAGUUGUUAUGUUACUCAGACUGAAUGUUAGUUUCUUGAUGUGCAUGUGUGCUCAUGUAUGUUGAUCCAGCAGAACAGGAACUAUAUGUGUAUCAGAACUGCUCUUUUUAAAGAAUGCGUCCCCUGUUAAUAAGUCCUCAGUUCAAAAUUGAAAAAGAUUCCUUCAAAGUAUAUCCUCCCUUCAAAAUCCCAGAAAGAAAUCUGAGGUUUACUUGUUAGCAUGGUCAGCACAUCCCAUUCUUAAAUUCAAAACCCAAACCAUGCCAGCUUCUACCCCUAGCCCUAAAACAACCCAAACAACUGACCAAGGCCUAUGCUUGCCCCCAAUUUACCAUACAUGCAUACAUAUGUGUGUGAGAGUGAUCAGGAGCGAGCUUUUAACAUCUAUUAGGCUGUUGGAUGUACUUGCCUUUGUGAAUGGUAGCAAGAAAUAAAAAUAAUUAAAUAAUUUUUUGAGUCCUGUUUGCAUUAACAGCUGUUUGUAGAUUUAUUAACAGCUACAAGAACAUGCAUUUUGUUUCCAAUGUACACAUUACAAUACAAGGUUUCAUAGCAUAGUGGCCAUAAGAGCAGUGAACUGUAAGAGGUUCACUUUUCACAGACACACCAUGUUGAAAAUGGAAACCAACACUUUCCUUCUGUUGCCUUUAACAUUUCCUCACUGGCAGAUGAAAAAAAAGAGAGUCCCCCAGUGAUGGACAUUAACAAACCUUGGACCCACAACCCCAUGCUAAAUGCCCUUAUCACACAGCUACACAGCCUUCCUGUAAAAUAUGAACUGUUAGAAAUUUGUUUAGCUGAGAGUUAUUUGACAAUUACAAGUUGUCUUUUUU